AUGGUGUCGCUGGAACCCACUCCCGAGCUGACUACAUACGGAGGAAUCAAGUUAGGAUGGAUUCAGGCAGCACCCGCAGCACAUGUAUUUGAACCAUCGUCCACAUUAAGUGUUAAAUGUUACCCCACUGUUCAAAGUAACCCCAGUUUACGGUCCAUUCUUCAGGGCGUGCUGAUCCCGUGCCUGCUGAACAUCUGGGGCGUCAUGCUCUUCCUCCGCAUCUCCUGGAUCGUGGGCCAGGCUGGCACCCUGGUCACCAUGGCGAUUAUCCUGGUCUCUGCCGUCGUGUGCGUCAUCACAACCCUCUCGCUCAGCGCCAUAUGCACGAAUGGACAACUGAAAGGAGGAGGCGUUUACUACCUAGUGUCGCGCUCCCUCGGCGCGGAGCUCGGCGCGUCUGUCGGCGUGAUCUUCGCGUUCGCCAACGCCGUCGCGGCCAGCAUGAACACCAUCGGCUUCUGCGACUCGCUCAACGAUCUCCUCAGAGCGCACGGCCUUAAGAUCGUCGACAACGGCGUCAACGACACGAGGAUCGUCGGCGCCAUCGCUCUGCUGGUUAUGUGCCUUAUAUGCGCUGUUGGGAUGGACUGGGAGACAAAAACGCAGAACUUUUUAAUCACAGUGAUCGUCUUGGCGAUCUUCAACUACGUCAUAGGGGUCGCCAAGGGACCCACGAACAACACUGAAAUCGCCCGGGGCUUCGUAGGAGUAAGCGCGGAGACGAUGAAGCAGAACUCAAUGCCAGAUUUCCGCUUGAGCGAGGGCGUCCACCACGACGUGUUCACCGUGUUCGCGAUGUACUUCCCCGCCGUCACCGGCGUGCAGGCCGGCGCUAACAUUUGUGGCGACUUGAGGGAUCCCGCCUCCGCCAUCCCAAAAGGCACGUUACUGGCGCUAUUAAUCUCCAUGUCUUCGUACGCGCUAAUCGCAUUGCUCUGCGGCGCGGGCGCCCUACGCGACGCCAGUGGUGACGUCAUGAACCUCACUCAUGCCGCGUUGUCCGCCUGUGCACCUAAGUGCGAUUAUGGCCUGCACCAAGACUAUCAAGUAAUGCAACUAAUGUCCUGGUGGGCCCCCCUGAUCUACGGCGGCUGCUGGGCGGCGACGCUGUCCACCGCGCUGACCAACCUGCUGUCAGUCCCGCGGCUGAUCCAGGCGCUGGGCGUGGACCGCAUCUACCCUGGCCUCAUCUUCUUCUCGAAGCCCUAUGGCAAGCACGGCGAGCCCUAUCGAGGAUACGUGCUCACCUUCUUUGUGUCACUGCUGUUUUUGCUCAUCGCCGACCUGAACACCAUCGCGCCGCUGAUCUCCAACUUCUACCUGGCCUCGUACGCGCUCAUCAACUUCUGUACCUUCCACGCGGCCUUCGUUCACCACAUCAGCUGGCGGCCUACUUUUCGGUUUUACAACAUGUGGGUGUCGCUGAUGGGCACGGUGCUGUGCUGCGCCAUCAUGGUGCUGCUGAGCUGGUCCAUGGCCAUGAUCACGGUGCUCGUUUUCCUCGUGCUCUACCUGAUCGUGCACUACAGGAGACCAGACGCAGACUGGGGCAGCAGCACGGAGGCGCAGCGCUACAAUGAGGUGGUGCAGUCGCUUCUGGAAAUUAACCAAAAACACAGGCAAUCGUACAACCCACAAGUCCUGGUGCUAUCUGGGCCGGCGGGGCGACGGCCGGCGUUGAUGCAAGUGGCCGGCCUCAUCACCAGCGGUACUUUCAGCCUGCUGGCUGAGAUACACGAGUACAAGAUAUCCUCGGCGGAUCGUGAAGCACGCAUCGCAUCAUCCUACCGAUGGCUACGCUCAAUGAAGAUACGCGGGUUCGUCACGCUGGUGGACGGCAGCAAGCUCGACGCCGGAGUCCGAGCGCUGCUGCAGGCCUCGGGGCUUGGCGGCCUCGUGCCCAACAUUGUGCUGCUCGGGUAUAAGUACGACUGGGCGCAGGCAAGCAACACGGAGGUCUAUGUCAGGGUUGUACGGCUAGCCUUCGAGCAUAAGCUUGGUGUGACGAUCCUCCGCACAGCGGCCGAGUACCGCGCCAGCGACAGCGUGCAGGUUCCACCCACCAGUUCAACGUCUCUUACGCGGCUCAGCAUGAGGGAGAUCCAGCAGCUCAUGUACCAGGACUCGGACUUCUCCUUCGUCGAUACAUUGCCGCUAACAGAUGAAACAAUUUCAGUGAGAAGAGAAUCGACACAUGGUAAGGAUCUGAAGGCCCCAAGCGACUCAUUCAAGAUCGUUGAAGCAGAGAGUAACACGGGUCUGUCUGCUUCCGGACCCUAUAAACCCAUGCAACUUCAACACGGAACGUUGGACGCGUGGUGGCUAUACGACGACGGAGGGCUGAACAUCCUGCUGCCGUACAUCAUGGCGACCCGCGGGGCGCACGCGCCGGUCCAACUGCGUAUCCUCGCGCUCGCUCGCCACACCCGCGACAGGGCCGACGCCGAGAACCAGUUGAAGAGUCUCCUGGCGAAGUUCCGCAUCAGCUACGCGUCGCUGACUCUUCUGAGCGGCGUGGGCGACACGCCGGCGCCCGCCACCUGGGACCUGUUCCACUCGCUCAUACACAGACACGCGCCAAGUAGAGACUGUUUGGUAAGCGAGGCUGAUUUGACACGAUGGGAAGCAAAAACGAGCCGACAGCUGCGCCUGCGCGAACUGCUGCUCGAGAACUCGGGCAAGUCCACCUUCGUCGUUAUGAAUCUGCCCGUGCCUAGGGAAGGCCUACCGGCGUCGUUGUACAUGGCGUGGCUGGAUAUGCUGAGCCGGGACAUGCCGCCGAUGCUGUUCGUGCGAGGCAACCAUCAGCCAGUACUCGCGCAUGAAGCCUAGACAAUCAAUCCAAC
Molecule: messenger RNA, 2846 nt
Organism: Cydia amplana
Lineage: Eukaryota; Metazoa; Arthropoda; Insecta; Lepidoptera; Tortricidae
Product: bumetanide-sensitive sodium-(potassium)-chloride cotransporter-like
Exons: 18
Coding region: 1-2832 (943 amino acids)
Biological process (GO): chloride ion homeostasis; sodium ion transmembrane transport; sodium ion homeostasis
Cellular component (GO): membrane
Molecular function (GO): sodium:potassium:chloride symporter activity
Source: RefSeq, a predicted model, not a curated record